Messenger RNA from Spinacia oleracea (spinach), 1487 nucleotides. RefSeq names its product cysteine synthase, chloroplastic/chromoplastic. NCBI's taxonomy places the organism in Eukaryota, Viridiplantae, Streptophyta, Magnoliopsida, Caryophyllales, Amaranthaceae. Gene Ontology annotation, molecular function: cysteine synthase activity. The record is from RefSeq and is marked validated.
AAUACAUUAUAAAUUGCAGAUUACACACAUACGUAUCACUAGAUACAGAGAGGAGAGAGAAAGUUGGCUAUGGCUUCAUUGGUCAACAACGCAUACGCUGCGCUUCGCACCUCCAAAUUGGAGCUCCGAGAAGUUAAGAAUCUUGCCAAUUUCCGAGUUGGACCUCCAUCAUCGCUCAGCUGCAACAAUUUCAAGAAGGUUUCUUCUUCUCCAAUCACCUGCAAAGCUGUGGCUGUUUCACCUCCGUCCACCAUUGAAGGCCUUAACAUUGCUGAAGAUGUUUCUCAGCUAAUUGGAAAAACCCCAAUGGUGUAUCUCAACAAUGUAUCAAAAGGAUCAGUUGCAAACAUUGCUGCGAAGCUUGAGAGCAUGGAACCUUGCUGCAGUGUCAAGGACAGGAUUGGCUACAGUAUGAUUGAUGAUGCUGAGCAGAAAGGAGUUAUCACACCUGGAAAGACUACUCUAGUGGAGCCUACGAGUGGGAAUACUGGAAUAGGACUUGCCUUUAUAGCUGCUGCAAGAGGAUACAAGAUUACCUUGACAAUGCCAGCUUCCAUGAGUAUGGAAAGGAGAGUUAUCUUGAAAGCAUUUGGAGCUGAGUUGGUCCUGACUGAUCCAGCUAAGGGAAUGAAAGGAGCAGUUGAGAAGGCUGAAGAGAUUUUGAAGAAAACUCCUGAUUCCUACAUGCUUCAGCAGUUUGACAAUCCUGCAAAUCCCAAGAUACAUUACGAGACAACAGGUCCCGAGAUCUGGGAAGACACAAAAGGCAAAGUGGACAUUUUUGUUGCAGGCAUUGGAACUGGAGGAACGAUUUCUGGAGUUGGACGGUACCUCAAAGAAUGUAACCCUGGUGUGCAGGUAAUUGGUAUAGAACCUACAGAAAGCAACAUACUUUCUGGUGGAAAGCCUGGUCCACACAAGAUUCAAGGACUUGGGGCUGGUUUUGUUCCCAGCAAUUUAGAUUUGGGUGUGAUGGAUGAAGUUAUUGAGGUAUCUAGUGAAGAAGCUGUAGAAAUGGCAAAGCAAUUGGCAAUGAAAGAAGGCUUGUUGGUUGGCAUUUCAUCUGGAGCAGCAGCAGCUGCUGCAGUCAGGAUUGGUAAAAGACCUGAAAAUGCAGGAAAACUUAUUGCUGUUGUGUUCCCAAGCUUUGGUGAGAGAUACCUGUCAUCCAUUUUGUUCCAAUCUAUUCGAGAAGAGUGUGAAAACAUGAAGCCAGAAUAGUGAGGAGUCAUUUCUUGGAUAUUCUUGGCGGGGGCGCAUUGUUAGAUUUUUCAGGUUGUGCCUCUUGCUUGCUUGUCGCGUUCUUUAGAGCCAAGAAUGGCUUAUGUUUUCUCAAUUUAUUUGUUGACAUGAAAUGAGCAAUAAAAUUAUGCAUGUAGAUCAGAACAGCAGAUGACGAUUUUUAACAAAUUUUCCUAAUAUUACUUUGGCUUACUCAAUUAUUGUUGCAUAUGAUAGUUUUUGUAUUCAUGCACGAGUUCUUUCGA